Messenger RNA from Suncus etruscus (white-toothed pygmy shrew), 3006 nucleotides. It is a transcript of the gene ATP2A1, whose product is annotated as ATPase sarcoplasmic/endoplasmic reticulum Ca2+ transporting 1. NCBI's taxonomy places the organism in Eukaryota, Metazoa, Chordata, Mammalia, Eulipotyphla, Soricidae. The coding region runs from base 1 to 3006 and encodes 1001 amino acids. Gene Ontology annotation, cellular component: membrane. Gene Ontology annotation, biological process: calcium ion transmembrane transport; intracellular calcium ion homeostasis. The record is from RefSeq and is a predicted model, not a curated record. Gene Ontology annotation, molecular function: ATP hydrolysis activity; P-type calcium transporter activity; ATP binding. The transcript has 22 exons.
AUGGAGGCGGCACACUCCAAAUCCACAGAGGAAUGUUUGGCCUAUUUCGGGGUGAGUGAGACCACAGGCCUCACCCCGGACCAAGUAAAGCGGCAUCUGGAGAAAUAUGGCCCCAAUGAGCUGCCCGCAGAGGAAGGGAAGUCCCUGUGGGAGUUGGUGGUGGAGCAGUUUGAAGACCUGCUGGUCCGCAUCCUUCUCUUGGCCGCCUGCAUUUCCUUUGUGCUGGCCUGGUUUGAGGAAGGUGAGGAAACCAUCACUGCCUUCGUGGAGCCCUUCGUCAUCCUUUUGAUUCUCAUCGCCAACGCCAUUGUGGGGGUUUGGCAGGAGCGGAACGCGGAGAACGCCAUCGAGGCCCUGAAAGAGUAUGAGCCCGAGAUGGGGAAGGUAUACCGGGCUGACCGCAAGUCCGUGCAAAGGAUCAAGGCACGAGACAUUGUCCCCGGGGACAUCGUGGAGGUGGCUGUGGGUGACAAAGUCCCCGCCGAUAUCCGGAUUCUCUCCAUCAAGUCCACCACCCUCCGCGUGGACCAGUCCAUCCUGACAGGUGAGUCAGUCUCUGUCAUCAAGCACACGGACCCAGUACCAGACCCCCGGGCUGUCAACCAGGACAAGAAGAACAUGCUCUUCUCGGGCACCAACAUUGCAGCUGGCAAGGCCUUGGGCAUUGUGGCUACCACCGGUGUGAGCACUGAGAUUGGCAAGAUCCGUGACCAAAUGGCUGCCACGGAGCAGGAUAAGACCCCUCUGCAGCAGAAACUGGAUGAGUUUGGCGAGCAGCUGUCCAAGGUCAUCUCCCUCAUCUGCGUGGCUGUCUGGCUUAUCAACAUCGGCCACUUUAACGACCCCGUCCAUGGGGGCUCCUGGUUCCGAGGCGCCAUUUACUACUUUAAGAUCGCUGUGGCCUUGGCUGUGGCCGCAAUUCCGGAAGGACUCCCUGCCGUCAUCACCACCUGCCUGGCCUUGGGCACCCGCCGCAUGGCAAAGAAGAACGCCAUUGUCAGGAGCUUGCCAUCAGUGGAGACUCUGGGCUGCACCUCAGUCAUCUGCUCUGACAAGACCGGCACCCUCACCACCAACCAGAUGUCUGUGUGCAAGAUGUUUAUCAUUGACAAAGUGGAAGGUGAUACCUGCGUCCUGAACGAGUUUUCCAUCACUGGUUCAACAUAUGCUCCAGAAGGAGAGGUCAUGAAGAAUGAUAAGCCCAUCCGGGCAGGGCAGUAUGACGGGCUGGUGGAGCUGGCCACCAUCUGUGCCCUCUGCAAUGACUCUUCCCUGGACUUCAAUGAGGCCAAAGGUGUGUAUGAGAAGGUGGGCGAGGCCACCGAGACAGCCCUCACCACCCUGGUGGAGAAGAUGAAUGUCUUCAACACUGAAGUCAGGAGCCUCUCGAAGGUGGAAAGAGCCAAUGCCUGCAACUCAGUGAUCCGCCAACUAAUGAAGAAGGAAUUCACCCUGGAGUUCUCCAGGGACCGGAAGUCCAUGUCUGUCUACUGCUCUCCUGCCAAGUCCUCCCGAGCCGCUGUCGGCAACAAGAUGUUUGUCAAGGGUGCCCCCGAGGGGGUCAUUGAUCGCUGCAACUAUGUGAGAGUCGGCACCACUCGCGUACCCAUGACUGGGCCCGCAAAGGAGAAGAUCAUGUCUGUGAUCAAGGAGUGGGGGACUGGGCGUGACACUCUGCGCUGCCUGGCCUUGGCCACCCGGGACACACCCCCGAAACGGGAGGAGCUGAUUCUGGAUGACUCUGCCCGGUUCAUGGAGUACGAGACUGACCUGACCUUCGUGGGUGUGGUGGGCAUGCUGGACCCGCCCCGCAAGGAGGUUACUGGCUCCAUCCAGCUGUGUCGUGAUGCCGGGAUCCGGGUGAUCAUGAUCACCGGGGAUAACAAGGGCACAGCCAUCGCCAUCUGCAGGCGGAUUGGCAUCUUCAGUGAGAACGAGGAGGUGACAGACCGUGCCUACACUGGCCGUGAGUUUGACGACCUGCCCCUGGGGGAGCAGCGGGACGCCUGCCGCCGCGCCUGCUGCUUUGCCCGAGUGGAGCCCUCACACAAGUCCAAGAUCGUGGAGUUCCUGCAGUCCUUUGAUGAGAUCACGGCCAUGACAGGUGAUGGUGUGAACGACGCCCCUGCCCUGAAGAAGGCUGAGAUUGGCAUAGCCAUGGGCUCGGGCACUGCUGUGGCCAAGACGGCCUCAGAGAUGGUGCUGGCAGACGACAAUUUCUCCACCAUCGUGGCGGCCGUGGAGGAGGGCCGCGCCAUCUACAACAACAUGAAGCAGUUCAUCCGCUACCUCAUCUCCUCCAACGUGGGCGAGGUGGUGUGUAUCUUCUUGACGGCCGCCCUGGGGCUGCCUGAGGCCCUGAUCCCUGUGCAGUUGCUGUGGGUGAACCUGGUGACUGAUGGGCUCCCGGCCACAGCGCUGGGCUUCAACCCACCUGAUCUGGACAUCAUGGACCGGCCCCCCCGCAGCCCAAAGGAGCCCCUCAUCAGUGGCUGGCUCUUCUUCCGCUACAUGGCCAUUGGGGGUUACGUGGGGGCAGCCACGGUGGGAGCAGCCGCCUGGUGGUUCUUGUAUGCGGAGGAUGGACCACACGUCUCCUACAGCCAGCUGACUCACUUUAUGCAGUGCAACGAGGAAAACCCCGAAUUCGAGGGGCUGGACUGUGAGAUCUUUGAGGCCCCUGAGCCCAUGACAAUGGCCUUGUCAGUGCUGGUCACCAUUGAAAUGUGCAACGCUCUCAACAGCCUGUCUGAGAACCAGUCCCUCUUGAGGAUGCCGCCCUGGGUGAACAUCUGGUUGCUGGGCUCCAUCUGCCUUUCCAUGUCCCUCCACUUCCUCAUCCUCUACGUUGACCCUCUGCCCAUGAUCUUCAAGCUCCGGGCCUUAGACAUGAACCAAUGGAUCAUGGUUCUCAAGAUCUCCUUGCCGGUCAUCGGGCUGGACGAACUCCUUAAGUUCAUUGCCCGGAACUAUCUGGAAGAUCCAGAAGACGAGAGAAGGAAGUAA